This is a messenger RNA of Gadus chalcogrammus (walleye pollock), 2226 nucleotides long. RefSeq names its product beta-1,4-galactosyltransferase 3-like. Bases 506 to 1804 code for a protein of 432 amino acids. Gene Ontology annotation, biological process: carbohydrate metabolic process; galactosylceramide biosynthetic process. The transcript is spliced from 7 exons. The record is from RefSeq and is a predicted model, not a curated record. Gene Ontology annotation, molecular function: glycosyltransferase activity. Lineage: Eukaryota; Metazoa; Chordata; Actinopteri; Gadiformes; Gadidae.
GAUGCCUGCUGUGUUUACAUGGAUGGCAUAGAUAGCGACGAUGAUGCUCUUGCGUGUGGAAAUGUCCGCAGCGGUUGAAGGCACCAUUGGGGAUUUGAGUGCGAAUGAGAACUAGUAGCAGCAGGAGAGACGCUCAGAUUUCAAGAAACAACACGUUUUGAACCAUUUGGACGUAGUUCCUCCUGAUGCGGGCCGUCGAUCAUCUAUGGAAGCCGGGGGCUUGAUUUGAUAUGUCGCAAGAGUCAGCCGUGAAUAGUUUGGUCGAGAGGUGAUGGCAGUCCUGACUGAACUUCACCAGUACUACUCUCCAUUCAAACAGAUGGCCAUCCCCCCCUUUCAAUUCUGAGUGUACAUAGAGCCCCCCGGCCCCCACCCCACCUUCUUCUGCCUUUCCCUUUCCUCCUCCUACCCUCUCCCAACCCCUUUUGUCCCCUGCCCCUUAUUCUUUCCAUUGUUCCACCCUUUACUUUGACCUCUCCUUGCCUUUAAAUCUGUCGGACUCAUCAUGGCGUGCUACGGUCGUUCCCUGGACUCCCCUUGUACUCUGGCUCUGCUGGUGGGAUUCCAGUUUGCCUUUGUCCUGUACUUUUCCCUGGGGGGCUUCCGAGGCCUGGUGUCUGUGUUGGUCCACACCACAGAGCCAGAGUUCGAUUACUCCCGACCCCAUGAUGUGUACACUAACCUCAGCCACCUUGGGCCGCCGCCACCCCCUCCCCGCAACACAGGCACCGGACCCCCCGGAACGACACCUCCUCUGAAGGAGUGCCAGUUGCCCUCUCCACUGCUGGUGGGUCCCGUGUCGGUCCACCUGUCUGCCCCGUUGUCUCUUGAGGAGAUCCGACGGAGGAACCCCCUGGUGUCCCCGGGGGGUCACUACAGCCCCCCGGACUGCGAGCCCCGCCACCACACGGCCAUCGUGGUCCCGUACCGGAACCGGCAGACCCACCUGCGGGCCCUGCUGUACCACCUGCACCCCUUCCUGCAGAGGCAGCAGAUCCACUACAGCAUCUACAUCGUACAGCAGUGGGGGAACAGUACAUUCAACCGCGCCAAGCUGCUGAACGUGGGGGUACGAGAGGCGCUGCGAGACGAGGACUGGGGCUGUAUCUUCCUCCACGACGUGGACCUGUUGCCCGAGAACGACCACAACACCUACACCUGCCACAAGCAGUUCCCCACACACCUGUCUGUCGCCAUGGACAAGUUCCGAUACAGGUUACCGUAUCCUCAGUACUUUGGUGGCGUGUCCGCAGUGACCCCAGACCAGUAUAUGAAGAUGAACGGCUUCCCUAACCACUACUGGGGCUGGGGAGGGGAGGACGACGACAUCGCCGCUAGAGUGCGUCUGUCUGGCAUGAAGAUAGUGCGCCCCCCAGUGGCCAUCGGCCACUACAAGAUGAUCAAGCAUAAAGGAGACAGAGGCAACGAGCAGAACCCACGCAGAUUCGACCUGCUGAAGAGGACCAGGCUCAACUGGCGCUCGGACGGCAUCAACUCGCUGGCCUACGACCUCCUGUCCCGGGAGCUUGAGCCCCUCUACACCAACCUGACGGUCAACAUCGGCGAGGACCCCCACCUGCCCCUGCUGAAGUUCCCCAAUCAGCGGAGACCGGGCAGGCCCCCGGCGCCUAAAGCGGCCACGAGGAAGGCCGCCGGGAUGCCGCCAAAAUCGCCCGACAAACCGCCGGACGUCGGGACUCUAGCGGCGAAUGUGACGCGGCCGGCGGAGGAAGAGACACGAGACCCCGCCCACUCAGCAGCAGCCAAUCAGACGACACAGGCGAAGCCCGGUGUGAUCAAAUAGGCCCCGAAAGAAAGGUCUUUGUAUCGCACUCUCAUUGGACGGCGGGGUUUAUGGGCGGUAGUGUAGCAGACAUCCUCCCUGCGGGCGCUCUGGAGGGAUCCCCUGUUCAGACCACUGUUCACUGAAUGUGUCUCCCUGGCGGUGUUUCAACUUAGAAAUGAGCUCACCCGUAAAGCGUCGGUUGUAAUGUUAAUAGUAGAUCUCCUCCAUGAGUCUCGGGGAAAAGAGCGCUAUGGAACAGAAGGAGUGUUUUUGUGCUAGUGGUGUACGGCCUCAUCCAGUCUGCUGUACCAGAAACUACUGCUGUUAUUCUGCCCCUACCACCGCACCCACCACUCUACGCAGGGGGGGUUCUAGUUUUCUGUGCCUUCUCUCUCUCUGUCUUUUAAAUGCACAUUUUAUAGACAAGGAUAGGUGCUCUU